AUGAUCAUGAAAAUGGCGUGGAUAGCUCUCGUGGUUUUGAUAUUGCAAACACCUGAUGCACACAGCGUAUUGAAUGGUUUGACCAACUACGUACCAGUAACAACAACAACACUGGAUAUGCUGUUUAUCUUUGACUCGGCGAAUGACGAACUAUUUGAACAAGCAAAACUCUUUACUGUCGAUACACUAGCCGCUGCUGACAUUAAUGGCGACUUGGUGCGUGUUGGUCUCAUGACCCUCCAUAAUCAAGUCUUUUAUCUUCAUAAAGAACUGGAUAAUGAUAUGAAUAAAGACACUCUUAUAAAUGUUAUACUGAAUCUGACGGCACAGGCACCAAGUAGCAUAUUGAUUACUGACUUCGAGGGGAUUUUCAGCGAGACAAAUGGAGGACGUCUUUAUGUAAAGAAUAUAACAGUGGCAUUUGUGUCAAACUAUACCGCUGAUGAUAUCACUAACGGCCUGCAGAUUCUACAGAAUAAAGAGUUUGAUAGUGAAGUGAACAUCGUUGGGCUACAACUGUACAACGCAACUAAUAUGAUGUCUUACUCCAGCCAUACAUACAUCACUGAAGAUAUUAAACAACUAGGCAGCUUCACAGCUACAAUAUUUUUCCAAACUUUUACAGACGAUUGUCAAUAUAACCGCCCAAUACAGACAACAACUGCAAGUGUGCCCCCAGUUGAAGCACUUACGGAAUGGGAGCAAAAUACCAGGGAUAAUCUUAUUCUCGAUACAGCAUUACUCUCUUCGACCAUUCGAAAGAAGACUUCAGCCUCCGACAGCCGAACGUCCAGCACCUUAAUAGGCUCUGUGGGCUUGAUAAUUGUUCUAACGACAUUUUUGCUACCAAUAAUAACGGACAUACCAACGUUUAUACGGGAUGUUAAACUCUCAAUCAAAUACCAAAAGAAGUAUAGACGUAAGAUGGACAAGCUGAAGGCAGGAAUGCCACAUUGA
Molecule: messenger RNA, 957 nt
Organism: Ylistrum balloti
Lineage: Eukaryota; Metazoa; Mollusca; Bivalvia; Pectinida; Pectinidae
Exons: 3
Coding region: 1-957 (318 amino acids)
Source: RefSeq, a predicted model, not a curated record